UUAAUAGUUGCCGAGGCACUGGUGUUAGAGCACUGUGAUUGGUUGAUCUUAGAUCUGUAACGCCAUUGAAGUUACCGCGUCAUUUCCGUAAUUUUAAACGGAAACUGAUCAGUUCGCGACGUAAAGAAAAUCAGUUAGCGGUGAUGGUUGGAAAAAAAUACGGUUCAACCUGGUAAACAAAUAGAAGAGCUGGUUCAGUUGUUCGGUUGUCGACGGAGUCGCCGUAGACCAUGUCCGCCCAGGCUCAGAUGAGAGCGCUGCUCGACCAGCUGAUGGGAACAGCGAGGGAUGGCGACGAGACGCGGCAGAGAGUCAAGUUCACCGACGAGCGAGUCUGCAAGAGUCACCUGCUCAACUGCUGCCCGCAUGACAUCCUGUCUGGAACGCGUAUGGAUCUGGGCGAAUGCACAAAGAUCCACGACCUGGCGCUGCGAGCCGACUACGAAAUUGCCUCCAAGGAGAGAGAUCUGUUCUUCGAGCUUGAUGCCGUGGAUCACCUGGAGACGUUCAUCGCCGACUGCGACCGGCGGACAGAGUUAGCAAAGAAACGGCUGGCUGAGACGCAGGAGGAGAUCAGUGCAGAAGUGGCUGCAAAGGCUGAGAAGGUCCAUGAGCUGAACGAGGAGAUCGGGAAGCUGCUGGCGAAGGCGGAGCAGCUCGGCGCUGAGGGCAACGUGGACGAAGCCCAGAAGGUUCUGCAGGAGGUGGAGAAGGUCCGCACCAGGAAAAAGGAUGCCGAGGAGGAAUACAGAAACUCCAUGCCGGCCUCCAGCUUCCAGCAACAGAAACUCCGCGUCUGUGAGGUUUGCUCCGCCUACUUGGGUCUCCAUGACAACGACCGCCGCCUGGCUGACCAUUUUGGUGGGAAGCUUCACCUGGGCUUCAUCCAGAUCAGAGAGAAACUGGACCAACUCAAGAAAACGGUGGUUGAGAAGCAGGAGAAAAGGAACCAGGAGCGCCUAAAGAGAAGAGAGGAGAGAGAAAAAGAGGAACGGAUGAAGAAGAGGACUCGGUCCCGCAGCAGAGAGCAUAGAAGGUCCCGUUCACGUGACCGCAGACGGAGGCGCUCACGCUCCUCGUCCCGGGACCGGCGCCGCUCGCGCUCACGCUCCAGGGACAGGAAGCGGCGGCACCGCAGCAGAUCCCGCUCCCGCAGCCGAGGGCAUCGCCACAGCCACGAGCAGAGCUCCAGACACAAGUCGUCCAGGGACCGCGAGCGUUCGUCUCCAGACCGCUCCCGGGACCGAGACAAGCGGGACAGCUUGAACGGCCGGUCGGACUCCCGCCGGGGGGAGGAGCGGGACGCCGGCGGGGAUUUCUGAAGACCAAACGACGGCGACUCGUUGCCUCCCGUCUCUCCACUCUGUCUGUUUUUAUUAAACGUAGUCGUUGCCUUCCUGCGUCUCAUCGUCUCCAUAUUUGGUCAUGCAGUCACCUCCAGCUAAACCAUGACAUGACUUCUGUUUCAUCAGACCAGAUGGCUGCAAACGUAUUAAAUUAGUCAAAAAAUCAUAAAAUGCAACUGAUUUUACUCUUUUUUUCUUUUUUUCUGAUGUUUUUGAUAAAGGUCUGUAAAUAUGUUAGUCUGGAAGGCCCGCCCUGUUUUGUCCCUCGGAGGCUUCCUUCCUGCUGUCGUGGUCACAUGCUUUUCUUGAAUGUCUCCCAGUUUAAAAACAUUUCUAAUUUUGACCCAAACAGAUUUUAAAUUGUAGUCUUGCUGAAUCUCCACUUAAAAAAAAAAAAAAAACAUGAAAAAAUCUUUUAUUUUCUGAUUCUGGAACUAAAAAAAUAAAAGUAGUGAGUUCGACCCGGUUCUGUUCAGUUCUGGUGACGAGUUUCCUGUUAGUUUCACCUUGUCUCUUUAAUUUAACAUCUACUGUUGGCACGGAAACGAUCCGCCCGCCAUGGAUCCUUACGGCCCGUUUAGUGUAGAGAGCAGAUUGAAUGGAUGCUUUGCUCCCCUGAUUUGUUCAGUUUGGCUGAAAUCUUUUCUUUAAAGUCACAAUAAAAAAAACUUUUAUUGUC
Molecule: messenger RNA, 2025 nt
Organism: Gambusia affinis (western mosquitofish)
Lineage: Eukaryota; Metazoa; Chordata; Actinopteri; Cyprinodontiformes; Poeciliidae
Gene: luc7l
Product: LUC7-like (S. cerevisiae)
Exons: 10
Coding region: 231-1322 (363 amino acids)
Biological process (GO): mRNA splice site recognition
Cellular component (GO): U2-type prespliceosome; U1 snRNP
Molecular function (GO): mRNA binding
Source: RefSeq, a predicted model, not a curated record